AUGAUUUCAUACCAGCUGAUGAUAGCUUGUCUUCUGAUAUCUUUGUUGGUACAUGUUUAUGGAAACUUAAUAUCUGCUUCUAGAAAUGCAUUGGAAUCAAAACACAAAAGCAGCUGUCAAGUGUGUGACUGUGUUGGCCUCACUGCCGAUUGCUCAUCAAGAAAUAUUGCGUCAUUGCCACAAGAGUUACCAAGAGAUAUAACAGUCCUUAGACUAUAUAAUAAUUGCAUAACUCAUUUGCCUGAUGGGUUGUUAGGACAACUAUAUCAGAACUUGGAAGUGUUGGACAUUGAUCUGAACAAAAUAGCUAUUUUUGGAAACCAUACAUUUACUGGACUUGUAAAUCUGCAGUAUCUUAUGAUAGGUAAAAAUCCUUUCAAACCAGAGUCUUUUCACAAACUUGUUUACAAGCCAUUGGAAAAUAUACGCACAAUUCAAGUCAAUGGUCUGGGGGAUGAAUCAAAACUUGAUUCCAGAAUAGCUUUAUUUGAUGCAUUUGAAGGUCUACAAAAUUCAACAAUUGAGGCGAUCAUAUAUAAACAAAUUACCCUCAUGCCCUUUGUGCUAGAAAACAAACAUUUGCGAUAUUUCAAACACUGCCAUUUGAAGAAGAUGGUUCUAGCAGAAAAUGGAAUAUUUGCAACUGAACCUGGGUUUUCCCACAAUAUGCCCCAAUUAGAAAUGAUAGAUUUGUCAAGUAAUAUAUUACGAGGGAGAUUUCCAGGGACCAAUAUAUUUUUGACAUUUAUUUGAUGAGA
Owenia fusiformis is the source of this 758-nucleotide messenger RNA. NCBI's taxonomy places the organism in Eukaryota, Metazoa, Annelida, Polychaeta, Sabellida, Oweniidae. The record is from the annotation of a GenBank genome assembly.